CUGAGAUAUGGCUGGUAUUGACAAAACCUCCUACAUAUUUAAAUGGCUCUCUGAAACCGAGGUGCCUUCUGGCCUACACACAAAACGCACGUCUGAUGACUUUAACGGAACGAGAGCUCCGAUACGGGAGUGCAAUGCCCCAGAGGAAGUGCAGAACCAGAACAAAACAUCGCACGAGCUGAUACAACAACAGCGCUCUGAAAAUAUCCAUGCAAAUCCGUUGCAGUUUCCAUACAGUGACCAGGUAGACCAUGGUCUUAAUACUUUCCGUGCGCGUAACCCACAUGAUUCUCCAAAUGCCAGGUUCUAUCAUACUCCCGAUGUAUAUGACCGUGGAGGGAACAGGACAACUUCAAUUUGUCAAGGCAACCUUUUAGGGAUUCAAGGAAAUUCAGUGCAAAAAAGUCGACGCGUGAUUUCGGACGACGAAGUUGUCCUCCAUUCUCCUGUAACCGAGAAAGUACAGGGCCUUACAUUAGAAUUGGGUUCGAAAACAGCUAAUACUAAAAGAAGAAGGAUUGUCGAAAAGAAAUAUGAAAGGAAGUCUCGAGCAAAAACUAGACCGGAUCGAUAUCAACCGAAGGCGACAACAAUUCCCCAGCGGAUUGCAUCCACUUCAAGACAAAGGAAUAACAAACCAAGAAGAAAAAGAAGAAGACAUACGCAGAUCAGCGAAGACUUCAAUGCUGCUAAUGUCACAACUGACCGUCUAACGGUACAACCCGGUCACAGAAUGGGCAUAUUCGGGAAAGGCAGAACAUCCACCCCUGUGAAACCGCGAGAUCUCCCGGAUCUCACAUUUUCAGAAAUGAACUUCCUCCACAAACGCGGACAUCGAGAUGAUCACAGAGAUAAACAAGCGACAGAGGAGCGAUAUCUUCAGCCAAGCCCAGCAGAAAGGGAUUCACCGUCCACAAAUUAUGACAACUUCACCGCUGUCGAGGAAAAGCAACUUAGUCAAUCUAACAACUAUUCUCGGUUACUUCCCGACAGAACAACUAACACGAACACCCGCUGCUCUCAGAAGAUGUCAAUGGACCCCGACUCUUCAGUUAUCUGUCCUUAUCCAGACAGGGAGGCAGCAGCUCACUCUCAAGAACUGGAUCCGUCUCUGUUGACAUACGUGACUGGGAUUCUCUUGAAUGAGUCAAACCCUCGAAAUGAUGAAAGAUACGCAGUUGCUGAGGAUAAGAAGGCGUACUACAAUCUAGAGGAUCUGAAGAAGCUCUCCGAACAUCGAGAACACUUGCAAAGUCUCCAGGACGACACUUCUGGUACUGAGAAACUGGUGGUCGACCUAGGGAACAGACAGUAUUCCAUGAACACCAGAAGCAAACAUCAUCCCGGAAAUUAUAGAAGCACGCAUCCAAACCACGCUGAGCUGUUGUCAAGGGGCCAUCCUCAGAACAAUCUCUCACACGAAAGGUCUACGGAGUUUUCUGUUCAUGUGAGCCCGACGAACCGUUCUGCGUCACAGGUGAUGCUAGCUGAGAAGAUCACCGGCAAGUCACCAUGGUCGGUGGGCGAAGGAGAAUUGCCAUUUGACCACUGCAAACCACCAGCCACAUAUUACAUUAGUAAUUCGGAUGCCAAAGAGGUUGGAGAUAGAGAGAUCGAAAAGGGCGAUGAGUGUUUUAGUCAACACCAAGGACCCACUGGAUCGCUUGACCUCCAGACAGAAUAUGCUAUCAGUGCUAGCAUUCCAAGUGUCGAUGACAUUUUGUUUAAUCUAUACGGAAAUUCACACACCGUCGAAGAAAUCCUUGAUAUGAAGAACGAGGAAUUCGACAAAUGGGAGUUUCAGGAUGAGUUACCAGGCUUCCUGACACUUUCUCCAGGGUCUCGCGCUGGAGUCGCACAUGGAUCUCACGAUAAGUUUCUGUCAGAUAUUCCGUUUGCACAGCCCAUACUGGGUUCGACACUUCGUGGUGCCAUCUCGAAAGAACCUCGAUAUUUCCUGCCGGAAGUAUCACGCCCAUAUACAAGUCAGUUACCGACGUGGGACUCCUCUUUUCCGCUGGCUGCAGACUCCCUUCAUAAAAGCCCGCACAUGCAAGACUUAGCAACACAGCAUUCGGCUCUUUUGGAACAGACACACCAUUCUAGUUCUCUCAAGAACACAACUGAGAGGGAUUGCGGACCUCCGGCGUUUUGGCGACAGAAUAGGCUGUAUUGA
Molecule: messenger RNA, 2176 nt
Organism: Paecilomyces variotii
Lineage: Eukaryota; Fungi; Ascomycota; Eurotiomycetes; Eurotiales; Thermoascaceae
Exons: 5
Coding region: 8-2176 (722 amino acids)
Source: RefSeq, a predicted model, not a curated record